AUGGCCUUCCGACUUCCCACCCAGGCCCCUCGCAGACGGACGUCUUACUCCGCUCCAGCCCCUCCACCUCUCGAUAUACCUCCUACCUCGUCUGAGCAACCAGAAGACGAAACGACACAAUGGGUGCUCUUCUCUCCCACCGCCCAUACUAAUACGACCUCCACCGACCGAACUCAUACUGCUGGUGCAUCUCGACUCAGUGACUUUGGCUCCUUUGGUACCGCAACUCGAUCUCAGGCUGGCCCUGAAGAAGGAGAGGUUGACGACGAUAAUGCCCUUGACGAGCAACUGGACGAGGAGGGCACUGAGCUGGACAGCUUAGACGACGGGCUGCAUGAAUUCCGGGCGCCUUCGCUUCCUCCCGCUUCCCCCGCACGAGUGGAUCAAGCACCACUUGCAUUCCUUCCCGCGCAUGAUGGUCUGGGCAGCUUCCCGGCUUCUAGCCAACUGGUGCAGGAACAGCUGUGGCAACACGAGCAGUUUAAUCCGCAACAGCCGUCAAAUGUCUAUCCUCAACAUCGCCGUCGGUCGAGUGUCCAACGGUAUCUGGAUACCGUGGACGAGGUAGAAGCAGACGUGGAGAGGGAUCGCUGGCAGCGUAUUGAACAGUGGCGCAUGGAUCAAAGUCGUGCGUUGCUGCAAGAACUUGAAAAAGAAACUCGCCGUCGGCGGACUAGUCGAGCCAGUCGGUCGAGCCUCCCAGGUGCUAUGGAAUAUGUGUCACCUGCUCGGAUAACUGGCGAAGCGUCAGAUGCAGUUCCUCCGCCAGGGGUUGAUGCGGCGACCGAUGAGUCCUUCUGGCGCCGAAUCACUCGAAAGGUGAUACGUGACUUGAUUGGGAUCGACGACGCUCUGCUUAGUGUCAUAUUUGGGGAGUCUCUCCCUGGGGAGGAGGAAGGCAAAGAGAAUAAGGACGAAUACCCUGAUAUGGAGACAGUUCUGGCUCGGCAAACAGAUUUAGAGCAGGGAGAUCAGCCCAUGUGGCAAUCUCGUGUCAUUCAGCGCAUCGCUCAUGAACUGGGACAGCUGGUCAAUCAGCUGUGUGAACAUCCCGGUGCAUUCAGCACCUAUUAUCAAAUGACCAAGGACAUCUCCAACGAGUACGCGGGGAUGUCUCUCAGCCGACUAGCAGAAUCAGGGACCUUGUCGAAGUCUGUUGAGCCAAACGAGCGAGAAGCCGUAAAUAUGGACACUAUGGGUUCCGUCCCGUCCCCGCAAUUCCUUCCAACCCUCCAAGACCCUGCUCGCGAGCACGAAGCCCAGUGGGGUAUUGAGGAUGAUGAACCCGGCAUCGUCGAUGAAUCCGCCCGUCUUCAGCAAGAACAGGAAUACUGGGAACGUGGUCUUGACGUCAUGAUGGUUUUUAAGUACCUGCGUUCGCGCUUCAGUCGACGAGGAUACAUGUCCUCCGAUAAACAUACCUCCGCUCCUCCCCCUCGGCAUCCUCAAGAUGCUUCCCGCCGCGCCGCCAUGAUCCGCCAGCAUCAUCCUCUUGUCGCUCGUGCCCAUUCUCGGCCCCAAGCGCCGACGCGUCGAGCUUCACAGUACUCUGGCGUCUCAGCUCCGGUAAACCUUUCAUCGCCUUUACUACGCCAGCAUCUUCGCCGUCCUAGCUCCAGUUGUGCUAGCCAGAGCGCUAAGCUCUCGGCCAUCUCCAGUCGCCGGACUAUGACAGGAUCUAGUCGGAACUACUGGGACAUUGGUGGCAGCGAGACGAACAGUGCGAUUGGUGUUGGGGCCGGACCCGGUGCUUGGGGCGAGGUAUAA
This is a messenger RNA of Penicillium chermesinum, 1767 nucleotides long. RefSeq lists its product as uncharacterized. The record is from RefSeq and is a predicted model, not a curated record. The transcript has a single exon. Lineage: Eukaryota; Fungi; Ascomycota; Eurotiomycetes; Eurotiales; Aspergillaceae. Bases 1 to 1767 code for a protein of 588 amino acids.